This is a messenger RNA of Dictyostelium purpureum, 4680 nucleotides long. RefSeq lists its product as uncharacterized. Gene Ontology annotation, biological process: regulation of transcription by RNA polymerase II; positive regulation of gene expression. NCBI's taxonomy places the organism in Eukaryota, Evosea, Eumycetozoa, Dictyosteliales, Dictyosteliaceae. Gene Ontology annotation, cellular component: transcription regulator complex; mediator complex. The transcript has 9 exons. The record is from RefSeq and is a predicted model, not a curated record. The coding region runs from base 1 to 4680 and encodes 1559 amino acids.
AUGUACCAACCUCCACAACAGCAAGGUGUUUCACAAAUACCUAUAUCACCACAACAACCAAUCCAAAAACCAUUACCACAACAUUAUAUUUCAAUACAAGGUAAUCCUCAACCAAUAGGUCAACAACAACCACAACCUCAACAAAACUAUAUACAACAACCUAUUGGCGGAUUAGCACCACCGCAACAACCACAACCUCAACAACCACAGCAACUUCAACAGCCACAACAACUACAACAAACCCAACAACCAAAUCUACAACCACAACAACCAAAUCUACAACAACAGCCACAAAUACAACAACCAUCACAACCACAACAACCAGUUCAAUCACAACCACAGCCACAACAGACUCCUUCACAAUCAAGUUAUGCCCCUCAACAACAAGCACAACAAUUUCAAGAACAAGUUGAUUUUUUUUUAAAAAAAUUAGAUUUUAAUUUAACAGAUGAACAAGGAAAAAUUAUUUUAGAACAAUGCAAACAAAAGAUUAUAUCAUUUGGUAAUACAAGUAUUGCAUUCGCAUUAAAAAAUAAAUUCUUCUCGCAUUGUGCAAGCUACCAAAGUACAAUUAUUCAAUUUGUUAGACAACAAUCACUAAUUAGUAGAGAGGGUGCAUCAGCAAAACCAGUACCAGUAACAAAUUCAGUUAAAGUUACAAAAGAAUUUUUCAAAGAAAAGUUAAAUCUAUGGAAAACAAUAAUCGCAUUCUUUAGAGAGAAUCUCAAGUUUUUUAACAAAUGGAGAGAACUGGUCUAUGUUGUAAUUCAAAAUAUAAACCAAACUCAUCUAAUACCACUAGAGAUCCAAAAUGAAUUCUUCUCUGAAUCGUUUUCAUUCUUAAAAACUAUAUUUACAUAUGUUGGUGUCGAAUUUCCUCCCUAUCAAACUCUCAGAGAAGUUAAACUAUCCAACACACAUCCAAGUUUAGAGUUUCAAUCAUUUAUCGAACCAUAUUUUGGUAGAGCAGUUCGUUUAUCAACACUUUUAACACUUUCAAGUUUAUCAAGUACUGCUAGAAUUGUAGGUUCUUCAAUUUCUUGUAAUCAAGACAACAUGAUUUCCUAUACCAAUCAACUAACUGAAUCACCACCAUUCCUCACCUCAAAUAAACCUUUAAAUCAUAAAUAUGCUAUUGUAGCUCAACAUCUUUUUUCACAAAGUCUAACAUUGGAACCAAUUAAAGAGUUAUUAUUCCCACAUGUUCAAUCAAAUACUUUAAAAACAAAAAUAAUUUCCAUUAUAACCGAAGCAGCUAUUUUAAAGACUUUACAACUAUUAAACAAAUAUCCAAAACAAUCAAUUGAUAAUCAAAUUACAAGUGAUUCAUGGAAAGAGUGGAUAUUAUUUAGUGAUCAAUUUUAUUCAUUAGUCGAGGGAACAUUGAUAGAUUUAGAACAAUAUAUUGUUGGUUUGUCAGAAAAAAGAAUGAAUGAUGGUGACACAAUUAAAGAUAAUAUGGUAUUAUAUUUAUUUACAAAAAUUACAAAUAUUACUGAAGUUAAACAACUUUUUAUGCAAGAUUUACAAAUUGUAAAUGCAAAUAACUUUGGAUACUUAACACCAAUAGUACUUUCGUUUUGUAAUAAUAAUGAAGUUUAUACAGCUAGUUCUCAAAACCUUUCACUUUAUUUCUUUCUUUUAAAAAUUAGUAAAGAUAUACCCGAUGCAGAUAUUCAAAGCUAUGUUAAAAGAGUUUUAGACAAGUGUCAAUUUAAUCACGCAAUUUUUCCAUUUUAUAGAAAUUGGUGGGAUGUAGAAAGAAGCAAACAAAAGCAAGAAUUUAUAACAACAACCGAAGAUAUUAGACUUUACAGUAUCUAUUGUACCGUUAUACCAACAGAUAGCGAAGCUGAAAUUAUUAAAUAUUAUUAUUCAAACACCGAACAACAAUAUUAUUUCCCUGGUGGGAUUAAGGUCAAUGGUAAAGUUAAACCAGUUUCAAAUUUAAUUUUAUUAAAUAUGCCACAUAGAUGCAGAAAAAACCUUCUUCAAGAAUUUUCUAUGCUAUUAGAUAAAGAUGGACUAAUUCCACCUGCAUUUUUAGAAGAUUAUAACAAAUUGGUGCAUUAUACACCAAGUAGUUUAUUACAGCUUCCUUUAAGUUAUUUGAAAAGAAUUGAAAAAACAAUACCUUACCAUACAGUAUUAGAAUUAGUUAGUCAUAGAUUAUUUAAACUAUUAAAGGGAAAUAAAGAACUACCAAUAAUUUUGAAAACACUUCAAGAUGUUCAAUCACUUAAACCAAUUCAAAAUUUACAGCUAUCGAAAUCAAUUGAUUAUUUAAUUUUAAAAAUUUCAAACUCAUUUGGUAUAGAUAUUUUAAGCAAUAAAGAUUUUUUAAAAACUUUAAAUAUCGGUCCAUUGUUAAAUAGAAGAGUCAUUACAACCAUUGCAAGAUUAAUUAAAAUUAAGGGUAUAUCGGAAUAUAGUAGGGUUCAAGAUGUUCCCAUCUUUAUUGAAAAUGCUUAUAAAAACUAUCCAUAUAUGUUUUCAAAGACAUCAUUAGAAUUUUUCCCAGAUUUUAUGAAAGCAGAGUUUGAAAAAAUAAAUCAUCAACCAAUUAAACCACCAACUCUUCAAAAAAUUCAACAUGAGAAUCAACAAAAACUUUCACUUUUCUCUCAAGGCUCAAAACUAUUGGUUCAACAAAAACAAAAUAUUUUACAACAUUAUCAACAAGAAAAUAAUACAAGUUUAUUCUUUUGUCAAAUUUUUGUAUAUAUUUUAGAAGCCAAAAUUAAAAAUGAAAUUUUAAUGCCAUUGGUUCAACAACUAGUUUUUGUUCCACCAGGUAUAGGAAAUGUUCAAAUUACCAAAUUAACUGCAAUUUUUGUUGAUUUCAUUCUAGAUGAAGUUAUAGCUAAUCAUUCACAAAACAAAGCAGACUUGGUUAAAAAAGUUUCAGAAAUUUUAUGUCAAUGGAUAUUUAAAUAUAAAAUUUUUUCAUUAAACACAAUAAUUUUAUUUUUAUUAGAUAGAGAUGAUAAUAUUUAUUCAUAUCAAAUUUUAGAUUUAAUGCUAUUUAGCUCAAGUGAAAUAAAAGAAAGGGUUCAAUUCUUCGAGCAAAAACAUUUUAGAGACAAUGUGGUUUAUAAAACUGAUGAUAACUAUUUCUUAAAGAAUAUUGAAUUCAAUUCUUUAUUUAAUGAUUUAAUUCCAACUCUUACCGAUCCAACAACACACUCUGAAAUCUCAUUCCCAGGUGCCGCAUUACCAAUUUAUUACAGCAAUACUAUUUCAAGAUUUAUACCAAUAAUGGAUAUCAUGAUGAGCAAGUGCGUCGAAUUAGAUAGAAAAGAUCUAUUAGAGAAAUUAAUUGAUCAAUUCCAAGUUCCAUAUCGUUACUAUCAUGAUGAAAAAGAAACAACAAUUAAAGAACUUUUAAUUUAUUAUUUCGACUCAAAGAUGUUCCAAACCUCACCAGAUUCAAAACUAUUAUUCGUAAAAUUAUUAAACUUUGACAAUGAAACUAAAUUCACAAGCUAUUUUAAUCAAUAUUUAAAAACCCAAAAAAUUGAAGAGUUCCCAAAUAACGAUAACUAUAAAGAUUAUUUUAGAGAAUUAAUAACACCAUUAUCCGAUAUGAUUGACCUCUCAAAUCCAAAUGUGUUUAAUUCGUUGUCUUUAAAACUCGAACAAUUAUUUUUACAGGAAUACCCAAAUCAGAUUGAAAAUAAAUUAAGCUCAAUAAUUAUGGAAAUAUUGUUACUACCAAUCAAUCCAAAUGACUCAGUAUUGGGAAUAACUAGUUUAUUGGACUAUUAUACAAAUAUUAAAACAAACUUCCCAAAUAGAAAAGAGCCACCUUCCUCAUCAAUGGUCCUAUCAUUAUCAAUAAUCUUUGCAAUUUUACCCCCAUCUUUCCAUAAUUAUUUGAUUCCUAAAAUUACUCAAGAUUUAAUUACUGAAAUUGAUUUAUUAAAAUUAAAUCCACCAAUAAUGAAAAAUCAAUAUCUAUAUGGCAACUACUCAACAAAUGUUCAAGAAAAGAUGACAGUACCAUUAGAAUGGUAUAUCUAUUUUAUCCAAUUUUACUUUUUAUAUUGUCCAUUAGAGAGAUUAUUAACAUUCAAAGAUAUAAUAGCAAAUGCCAAAAGUGAAGUUAAGACCGUAUCUCAGUACUAUGUCUUGCUAUCAAUAUUCGCUCCAUUAUUACCAAGAUAUGGGGCUCAAACAAACCAUUUAACUUCAAUUGUUAGAGAAAUACUAUCGCCAUUAAAUGAUGCAGAUGUUUCAAAUGAUAUAGAAUCAAAACUUUUACAAAUGGAUACAAAUUGGUUAACAAACGAAAAUGAUAUAGAUAUCGAUUUUAUGAACUUGGAUGACUAUUAUGACGAUGACGAUGAUAUUUUUAGUGACAAUAACACAAGCAACACCAAUAAUGACGAAAUGGACUUUACACAGGGCAUUGGACAUCAUGAUAGUACAAAUAUCUUUAGCAACCACAGAAAUGACGAUAUCAUGAACGAUAACAAUAGCACCGACGAAAAUAGUAGCUUUUUAAACAAAGAACAAAAGAAAAUUCUAUUAAAGAACGACUUAGAAAUUAUAGAAACCAUUACCGAUUGGAUCUACCAUUUGAAAUCACUUGUUCCUUUCUCUCCAUUCCGUGAAGAACUUUAUAGAACUGUCAAGGAAUUUAAACCCAAUUUCAAGAAAAACUUUAAAACUUUUUAA